Oncorhynchus tshawytscha (Chinook salmon) is the source of this 1520-nucleotide messenger RNA. RefSeq names its product akirin-2. The transcript is spliced from 6 exons. Gene Ontology annotation, biological process: positive regulation of transcription by RNA polymerase II; positive regulation of innate immune response. Bases 367 to 909 code for a protein of 180 amino acids. Gene Ontology annotation, molecular function: transcription coregulator activity. Lineage: Eukaryota; Metazoa; Chordata; Actinopteri; Salmoniformes; Salmonidae. The record is from RefSeq and is a predicted model, not a curated record. Gene Ontology annotation, cellular component: nucleus; chromatin.
GCGCUCCAAUUUUUUGACGUCUUCAACCCUAGAACCAGACGGCUCUGAGAUCAAAAACAAGAAGCUAGCUGGCUUUCAAGCUGGUAGGCAGGUUGUUAUAGCUUCGUCUGAAUUUAUAACGUAGCUAAGGACAUUCAAAUAGAGGUAAGAUAUAAGUGAAACAAACGUCAAAGAUACACGAGCGUCGGAUAGGAACGGAGGGCAACUUUUCCCCGGAAAGGUGGGAAUUUGUUUUCAUUUGAUUUUGUUGGCUAACGCUAGCCUAACCUAAUAACGUUACUGUACGUUAGCCAACAACAGUCGCAAGACUCCUUCCUGGACUUGUCGAAGUUGCAAAGCUAGCUGGACCCUCCUUAAAUCAAAAUCAUGGCGUGUGGAGCGACCCUGAAAAGAACCAUGGAGUUUGAUCCAUUGAUGAGUCCAACGUCGCCUAAAAGGAGAAGGUGUAUCCCGGUUUCCCCAUCAUCCUCCUCAUCCCCACGGAAAUACCUUCGCAUGGAGCCGUCACCAUUUGGAGAGGUGUCGUCAAGACUAUCAGCUGAGAAAAUUCUGAACAACAUCAAGCAGGAGUACAAGCGCAUUCAGAAGAGAAAACACAUCGAUGGAGUUUACCAACAGACAGAGGGUUGCUACUCCCCAGAGGCUCCACCCCCUCUAGGUGGAUCCAGUAUGCCAGGCACAUCGGCUGGAGGUUCUUCUCCAUCAAGGAAAGAACAGCCCUUAUUUACUCUUAGACAAGUUGGAAUGAUUUGUGAACGUCUACUGAAGGAGCGUGAAGAUAAAGUUCGGGAGGAAUAUGAGGAGACCAUGACUUCCAAGUUGGCAGAACAAUAUGACACUUUUGUGAAGUUUACACAUGACCAGUUGAUGAGAAGAUUUGGAGAGCAACCUGCAAGCUAUGUUUCCUGAAAGCGUCCCAGUCUGCCAGGUGACCUGUUGCUGCAAGCUAUCAAGUUUAAAUCUUGGGAAAUCACCGCAAGAGAUUUGGUUUAUUUAAACUUUUCUUACUGUGCCAUAUUUUUCCUUUGGGCAAAGGUUUAUAAGCCGUUAUCACUCUCUCGCAAGCAGCUAGGUGCUUCCUAAUGUAAAUGUAUAGGCCCUCUCUACCAGUGGCCUACGUUUCUCCUGCUGUACUUGUAUCGAUAAGGCCUCACUCUUACAAGGAAUUCCGAACUUUAUUCAUUGUUUUAUUUCUUUGUUACAUGUGUAUAUAUAUAGCAAACCACCUAGGUUUAUGAUAUAUAUAUAUAUAGAGAUAAAGCAAUGUAGAAAUCCAUGUAAGGUUUGCUGGUCAAUCUAUGAGCAAGUGGAAGAUGCAAGUUAGUACAGUUUGGAGAAGAGAAUAUGCGGAUGCACCAGUUACUUUUUUUUGUAUGGAACUUUACAAAGUGUAAGUUAGAUAUUAUUAUUUUUUCCCCUUUCAAAAUGGUUAUUUUAUUUUGUCAUUUUUGUUUUCCUGGUAUUACUUUCAAACCUAUGUACUUAGUGGAAAACCAAACAAUAAAAUGUUUUAAGGCUUA